GAGAGAGGAAAAGGCGUUUCCACGUUUCGGCAGCCGGUCACACAGUACCAGACUUCAGCGCGCGCAGAUUCUCCGAGAGAUUCCGACCAAACCCGAACCCAGCAUUCCUCCGUUAUCUCCCACGAGCUCAGACUGACAGCUGACCUGAGCCGUGUCCCUUUCACGGCAGCGGCUCCCUCUGACCAAACAAAAAAAAAAAAACAACAAAAACCAUUGACCCAUCAUCACUCGAAGCCGUAAAACUGAACCAGACGAGGUGGACUCAAUUCCUCUCACCCCUCCCCAGCACCACGUCUGUGCUCUCUGAGGCCGACACCGACACACUCCGAGGAAAAUCUUUCGACCUGCUGCUCCCCUCGCCUCUGUCUUGUAACCGACUCAUUUUGCUGCGCCCGGGAUCAUGGCGGAGUACACCUCUUUGCUCAGCGACCUGUCUGAAAACAUAACCAACGAGGACUUGGAGCAGCUCAAGUCAGCCUGCAAGGAGGACAUCCCUGAAGACCAGAGCAACAACAUCACCUCCUCCAAGGAGUGGUUCAGCUACCUGGAGAAGAACGACAAGCUUGCCCAAGAUAACUUGUCUUACAUCGAGCACAUCUUCGAGAUCUCUCGGCGGCCAGACCUGCUGACCAGGGUGAUAGAGUACCGCACCACUGUGCUCAAGAUCUCCGAGGACGACGAGAUCGACACCAAGCUCACACGUAUCCCCUCCGCCAAGAAAUACAAAGACAUCAUCCGCCAGCCCUCUGAAGAUGAAAUCAUCAAGUUGGCACCUCCUCCUAAAAAGGCAUGAGGUCAAUGUCCGGAGUCCCAAUCUUGGCACCUUGAUUUGUUCCACUUCCGGCACUCAGAUCAUCUAACCAAACAUUUUCCAUCAGUCCUGUUAACCCACCUCAGUCUCCCCGACACCACCUCCAGACAUAUACACACACAUACACAUGCAUCGCUCCCUACCAUCCCCUGCCUCCUUAGGUACCACAAAUGACACUGGACCACGCAAGACGCUGUCAACAGCGUCAACCAAUCAGAUCGUAGCGACGCAGCCCCUUCCCCAGCUGAGGGGGGAUGGGAAGUUGCGGAAAAAAAAAAGAGAGAAAAAAAAAAAAAGACACUUCAAGAUAAAAUGUGGAGAUGGACCAACAUAGUAUGUGUGUGAGGAGAACACUGAAGUCUGUCCUGGAUGCUGAGUGGGUCAGUUCUGAAUGAGUGUUUCGUGACGUUGCGUGUCCAUGUCGUUUGAAGGUCGCUAAGCAUGAAACAAAAACUAGGCUAACCCAUGAUGAAGCAGAAAUUACAGACCCUGUGUCUGAGUAAAAUAAAAAACUUACAAGGCUAUAUUUUAUUCUGAAAUUCUUAAAAAAAACCUACAGAACUUAAAAUAUGAAAUUACAUUUGUGGGAAUAAGUGCAGUGAUUAUGUCACUGCAACUUAUAUUUUGUCUUUGCAAAUUUAUCUAAAUUUAACUUGAUUGUACAACAUAGCCAAACUUUUAAGACCAUAUUAAUAUUUGAGCACUAAAACAACUAAGUGCUUUAGAUGAUAGAAAACACUGUCAGAAGAUAACCACCAGGUAAGGCUCAAUGGUUGAAAAACAAAACAAAAUCUUACACAUUGUCGGGUUUUUUUUUGUGAAGGUGCUUGUGUUAGCUUGUAGCUAGCUUAAUAAAUAUUCGAGUCUGUUUGUGUUAAGAGGAAUAGUCUAGAUGCCAAACUCACAUCUGUCGAUUAGCCAAAAGUUAGCAUUAGUGCUAAACUUGAACAAAGAUCGAGUCGUUUUUGCCUCCCUGUUCCAAGACAGUAAGCUGAGCUAAGCUAACUUCUUCAAGCGAGCUGCAAGGGAGCGUCGGUUUCCUAAUAUCAGAGGGUGACUCACGGGAAAAUAUGUCUCCACAAAUCUAGUUGUUCCUUACUGCGUCAUUAGGUUCACCGAGUUACUUGAAGCUAAAUGCUAAUGUCAAAUUUUAUCAAUGGAAGAGUCUCUGUUCCCCCAAGGCUCUGAGCGUUCCCAUCACCCUAACAUGAUUAACGAGGUCAUGCUUCAAGAGCAAGAAACAUGUCGAAUAUUUUAGUGAAACAUAUUUAAAAUUGCCGAUAUUUGCCUUUAGCUUGUAGUCACUUCAAAGAGUUAUUUACAGGAGAUAUUUAGCUGUAACAUUUAUUUCUUCGCAAUGGAAGAUCCCUUUUUGUUGGGAACUUUUCAUUAUUGGGACCAGUCAGAGUGAAUGUUCUUUUUAGGGACAGGUUAGAGAUGUAAAUAAAUAAUAUAUUCCAAGAACAUAUAGUAGAAGUAAUAUAAUGAUCCACAGUUUAUGCUCUUUGGGGCAAACUCUAGCUCUAGCAAGAACCACAUAUAGGUUCAGUUAGUGUAGCUAGUUUCAAUAAAAAGUUCAGCUAAUCCCAAACCAUCUAACAUCUCUUUGUAAGCAAAGAGAAGUUGGGCUACAUCAUCCCUACGUACAUUUUGGGAGAGUUGGACAUUGUAUGUUGGUUUUCUCGUUAUGUAGCCUGUUUUAAGCAUCUUUGUUAUCGUAUUUGUCGUUCAGAAAACAAUAGACCAGUGUAUUUUGAAAGACUACUCAAGGCUUCUGAGAGGAAAAAUAAAAAAUAAAAUCAGUUUUACGUGAUCAUUCAAAUUCCUUACUCAAACUUCAACGGUCCCUAUAAUGCACACAGCGGCUCAUUAUCGGACCACGCCAUUUCCGCCAUGCACCGACACGAAAAGAAAAGCUAGCAGACUGUUGAAUCUAAACUUUAAUGACCACUCUUCUGAACACUGUGUAUCUUUUCUCCCAUGACAAAGCCUUAGCAGAGUUUUUGCGUUUACUCCCCCUGAAUUUUUAUUCUUUUUUUUUUUUUUCUCCACAACUGUGAGCAUUCAGGCGUGUGAAAAGUAGCGACGGGCGUCGGCGGCACACGCGUUAGGUCAAUCAAAGCAGCUCUCCAUUUUAAAGAGAGCUGUGUGACUUUUCUUUUUCUUUGUAAAGAUUUGCUAAGGACUUCAGUGUUGGCGAGUACAGAAUGUGUGUGGUCUAUUUUGUUUGUCGUCCUCAAAGCUGUGGGAUUUGAAACUGAGGUAUCGAGAUCUUUCAGUUGUAAUGACUAGUUAUUUACCCGAGCACUGACUCGCUUGUAUUCCUUUGCCACUAUGCUCCAAUUCAACCCUAGUGCCAACGAUCGAGACGUUUCGUUUGGAUCACGGUUUGUGUGAUCUGUUUUUGUUUUUACUUUAUAUAGCUUGACUUGUAUUGUAUUGCUGGACAGAUUUGUAUCCUAUGCAUCAAUGUCUGUAAGAAAAAAAAACCUUCACAAACUACAAUUUUACAGAAUGAAAUCUUUUCUUUGUCCUUCGCAGGACCUGCUUUGUAUUAAAUUUGCAUGAUCUCUUUGCAAAGUAGAUUUGACUUUUGGCCGUAGAAACUUGACAAUACACACCUUUAGAAAGAGAAAGGGGCAAUAGCUGGAAACUGGGGUAAAAACAAACCUUUUUUAUGUUUUGGCACUGAAUAUUACUUUUGCUGCAUUCCUUCAUCCAUUUAAUUUUUCCAAUACUUCACAUUUCAAUAACUAUCAGUUGUUAGUAAUAUAUUUUUGCUAUUUAUGCCUAUUAUUACGUAUAAAAUUUGGUCUCAUGGCAUUAAAUUGAGAAAAUGUAUCGUUUCACUUUGACUGUUGACUAAGACAAUGCAUAAUUUAGAUCAUUUUAACGUUUUUUGGAGGGGCGUGGGGUAAGUUAAUUGUCACCAGUUUGUAUCUGUGUUUGUUGCCAUUCUUCUCGUAUUCACAAAUAACCACAUCAUACCUUUGUGUAACAAAUGCAUGUCGGCGUAUUUGUCUUGGUAUUGUGAAAAAGUUAUAACAACAAUUACCAAAAAGGCUAAAAAUAUUUCUUUGCAACAUCCCAAAUGUGGACUAUGUGUUAAAAAUAGCAUGUUGAACAUAUUGAGGUGUCAAAUUGAUUUUUUUUCUAUCCCAGUUUCCAGGCUUGCCCUUGCUUGACCAAACACUCGGUGAAUUGGUGUUAGGUCUUCUUUGAAUUGGAGCUUUUGAACACAAAGUGAAUCCGUCUCACAGGGUAGCAAUGACCUCUGCAUAACGCUAAUUCCCAGUGUUACAAUGCACGCCGCUGCCUUGGCUAAAUGUCGAACUGCCAGUUCUGUUGAGCAAGUUUGGCUAUUUGUACAAACCAUACCAAAAGACAGAUUUAUCUUUGCAUGCGUUUCCAAUAUUUGACAUAAUGUCAUUAAAAGAGGUUAGGGGCCAAUGAUUUUACCCUCUUUUAUUUGAAGUAGAUUUUGAAUACCAGCUUGUGAAUUUCAAUGUGUGAUUUCUUUUUUUGUUUUUUGCUUUUCUCUUCUCUCCCAAAUAGAAUUUCAAUUAGCUGUGGACUAAACAACUGUUUUGUUUUGGGGGUUUUUGUAUAGAUUUUGCAAAUCUCUUGCUGCCUCAUGGUAUCCCGAUGACCGCUUUGGUUUGAACAUGUUUUAAAACCGCGUUUCCGUCAAAAUGUGGCUAUGCUGAGCUUUUUUUUGUUGUCGUUGUUUUUCCCGAAGAUUACUUUCACCAAGUAAGCUAUUCAUGGGAGAUCCUAAAAGGCAGCUCCCAUGAACAGCGCAGUCCCUCCGACUUUUAACACAACGCAAGUCACAUUUUUGACGUAGCUUAGCUUAUUUUCUGUGUAGCCAUUGGCGCAUAAUAUCAACAUAUCAGCCACAGAUGAUGUCAAAUUUGGAUUUCCAUGUACAAAUUACAUAUCAGUUCGGUAAAUGCUGCAAAAGUAUAAGCCUAUUGUGUUUAAGGUGAAUACAUAAUUAGAACCAAUGUGUGAGGCAAACAUGCUUCGGACGUAUUUAGCAUGUGAUGCUAACAGUCGACUAAAAUCCAUUCCAAUAUUUUCCCUCAAAAAAUUACAGUUUUUUUUUCUUUACAUUUUAAUUGGUUGUAAAUAUGUAUUUUGGAUGUAUGUCGCAAUGUUUGUUUUUAAAUUGAUUAAUUUAUUUAAUGCCUAUAUAUUGUUUUUACAUGUCUUGAUUUUGUUUUACUAACUGGAAACAUGUCAAAGGGUUGGUUAAAAACCAUUUUGACCUUGUAUUAAUUUCUAUCUUCAUUUAUGAUUUGCUGUUUCAGCUUUGGGUGAUGGUUUUUCAAAGGUAAAAAAAACAACAAAAAAAAAAAAGAAAUACGUAGUAUUCAUUUAUUUGUAUUUUCCAAUGUGUAACUUUAUGUUCAAAUGUGUUGUAUUUUGAUGAGAUGUGUCGUGGUCACUGCUUGUACAUUUUUUUUUUAUUCAGUUUCCAAAUCAUGACAAAAAUAUGAAGGUUUUGGCUAAAGUUAGUACUUUGGUCGUUGCUAGCAUGUUAGUUCGAAAAAAGGGGAAGAAGUCUCAAACUGUUGAAACUAAGCUAUCUAAAUCACUCCUAUUGGUGUCACAGGAUAAAACUAUUAAGGUGGAAACGAGCAAAAUUGAUUUUAAUUGAAGUAAACUCAAAACUAAAUAUGCUACACAUCUAGCUAGGAACAUAUUUUAAGCACAAUAGCUAGCUAGCUUGAUGAAAUCGUUGAGUGGAGUAUGUGAGCUAAAUCUUUUAAAUCAAGGAUUUAAGCAACAAAAAUAACAAAUGCUAACAAAGUUGUCCUUUUAUUACCCUUUUCUAUUACUUACAAAUUACUAGUUCAUUUGUUAACACCAUAACUUUUUAAUGUGCUGUUCAGGGUGUUUUUUUCAUUUGCUGCUUUAUGGCUCAAGGUAGAUAGAUGUUAGUGACUAGUCGAAGGGUGUGUGUUUGAGGUGAAGAGGAGGUAGCUGUAAGCCGAAAUGAGUCGAGUAAGUAGUUAGAGUUGUGGGGAAAAAAUAUUUAAGAUGUAAGCUGAGCAACAUGUGAAUAUUUGUAACAUAAAAGACAUCAAUUUGUGCAAAUAUUUACAGUUGGCACUAUGAAGUGAAAAUGUCACAAUGCAAUCUUUGUAGAUGUAUAAUUUAUUUCUUAACCCGACUGUCACUGUAAUAAGUGCUGGUUGAAGCUGCACAGUAACAAACUAGUGUUGUUUUUUUUUUCUUUUCUUUUCAAAGCAGUAUUAUUAAAUAUCGUAUUACCUGCACACGUUGCAGGCAGCUGGGCUGAACGGACGUAGACGCACGUGGCCGACAUUUACCAAAUGUCCCGUUGUUCAUGGGAAACGGUCUCGGUUUCCGGUCAGUCUGUGGCUGAAGCUGAGAGGCGCGAGGGCGUGCGUUUUUGCGACAGAGUAAGAAGAAGCUACUUUGAAGUGAUGUAGUUUAGCGCUUUUCGUUUUAAGCUCGUCGUUGUGUCGGGCUCGGAGGGUUCACGUAAGGCUGGAAACAUUCCUGUGGCGGGAUUUAGGGCUUUGACGGCAGCCUUACUGUUUUUAAAAAUGUGAGUUUUUGUGUGCGGACAGAACCCCUGUGACAGCAUCACUUAUGUGUAUUUUUGUUGUACUCGAGAAAAUGAGAAAUGUUUUGGGUUGAGCAAGGUUUUUUUUUUUUUUAAUCUCUAUAAUCUCAUUCAGUUUGCUUAUUUCUCUCGUUUCCUGCUUGCCCGUUUCGUGAAUUGCGUCGCCCUCAAAUGACGUAGUAAGCGGCAGUCCGUCUUGUCCUCUCAUGUUAGUUAGAACUGAACAUUCCUAAAAAUAAAAGGUAGCCCCGUAGACGUGCUGCUGUUCAACGUCGUACACAACUGACUUGGUUUGAGACAAUAAAAUGACCCAGCUCUUUCCCAGCGUUAUUAACACAGGUGUGCUUAAUUUCCAAGCUAACGAGGAGCGAUACUGCGUUAGUUAUUCGUUCACGUUCCGCUUACAUAACCGCGUUAGACGCCAUCGGCUCGAUGCUGUUACAAGUUUUCUGUUAGAGUGCCCUCUGCUGGGGGUGAGAAGUACUUCAGGAUCAUGUUGCAGUGAUCGUAUUAGAUAAGAGGGGAAAAAUAAUCAUGUGGCUUUUUCUUUUCUUUUUUUUGUCAUGAUUUAUGAGACUGAACUGAAAUUAUGCCAUUUUUGUCAUUGUGCUAAAAUGAAUAUAAAUAUUAUAUAUUAAAAUAUAUUUGCUAACCAAA
Molecule: messenger RNA, 7067 nt
Organism: Poeciliopsis prolifica (blackstripe livebearer)
Lineage: Eukaryota; Metazoa; Chordata; Actinopteri; Cyprinodontiformes; Poeciliidae
Product: astrocytic phosphoprotein PEA-15
Exons: 4
Coding region: 401-793 (130 amino acids)
Biological process (GO): MAPK cascade; regulation of apoptotic process
Molecular function (GO): protein binding
Source: RefSeq, a predicted model, not a curated record